Molecule: messenger RNA, 841 nt
Organism: Pectinophora gossypiella (pink bollworm)
Lineage: Eukaryota; Metazoa; Arthropoda; Insecta; Lepidoptera; Gelechiidae
Exons: 3
Coding region: 54-467 (137 amino acids)
Source: RefSeq, a predicted model, not a curated record
CGUCGCGGCAAGCCGGCGCCAGCGCCGUGACCUUGUCUACUUAUCGCGAACGCAUGACCCUCGCGCUCAGAUUAGGUGAUAGGUUCUUACUUUGCUUACGCCGACAAUAUAAUGUUGUCGACGUAAAUAUCUACUCCAGUACCCACGCAUUUUCUGACAAGAAUUUCACGGAAUUUUUGACGCGCCAUAAAAGUAAGAAAGUCCCCAAACCCGAGCACAAUUUAUCAGCUGGCCACACCGCGGAGCGCGGCGCGGGCGCGCGGGGCGCGGGUUGGCGCCGCUCGCGACGUCAGGUGCGCGCGUCUGUGUGCGUGCGGCGCCACCCGACCCGCCGCAGAGCGGCUGCUUGCCACUUUGUGGGUACUUGUGAUAGUCUCUCAGAGGCUGGGAGUUUGGAGAUGGCAUUAACUACUUGGCCGGACAAAUGGCACAAACCAACACUAGUGCCAUUACAAAAAAAAAGUUAGUAGAAAGAAAAUGAUAUCAAUAAAGACAUUAUUUAUCGGAAUAUACAUGAAGAUAUAAAAUUUAAAACCUAAAGACGUUACCUGAAGAGUGAAGACUGAAGACAUUUUCUGGGUGCUUCUCCAAAAAAGAUUAAGAUGACCAAAGACUAGGCUGGCCAAGUUCCCUUUGUCUGGCCGAAUGGGCAAAUAAAAAAAGGAAGUAAAAAGAUUAAUUUUCAAAAUAUUAUUUUAAAAAAUUCUCAAAAAAAAUUAUCACUUAUUAAUUUUAAUUGAAACGUUGCGCUACUUAAUAAGUAAGCUUAAUUAUGUGUCCAGUAACAUAGGCCAUUUAUUAUGUAUGUAUGCCAUGUAAUUAUAAUAACUUAGUAAUUAUC